UUGUCAUUUUCUGUCUACUUUAACAACAUGGUCAUCAGUUAAUUAUUAUAUAACUAUUGUAAUUCUGCAUUGGCAUAUAUAGAGAAUCUCUACUUAAAGUUAUGAGAUUUGUCAGUCGAGUUCAAUUGUACAACACACACUCUGAUAGUCUUUAGCGAGUGGAAAAGAAAACGUAACACAGCAGUUCUGCGAUCAGCUUAUGAGAAAUGGAAUAUGACGCUGAAAUACCAGAGAACAAAAGUAUAAAGGAAGAGAAUUUGCUAGGGGAAGUGUACACAAUAUCAGACAAACUGAAGUUGGAGAAAGACAAAAGGGACCAAUCACUAUCUGAGUUUGAAGAAACUUCAGAGGUUGAAAAUGUUAAGGAUCUGAUUAAAGGUAAUUAUGGAACCACUGAGGGUGAAAAUUUUUAUGCAUCACCCUUAGUUUCCAAAGCUGUCGAAGAAAAUGGUAGUUCAGUGGAAGUCCAUGUAUCAGUCGAUACACCAAACAAGUCAGAUGAACAGAUGCCCGGGACUUCAUUCCAUCUGGGGGAGAAAGCAGAAGACAAAAGAGUAGAAAUCAUUUCUGCGGGAACACAGAAUCCAAGUGAAGAGAGUGAAACAUCAUGUGAAAUGAGCAAUGUUGAGAAGAACACAUCUAUCCCCUUGACAGUCCGAGGAGAUGUUAGCUCUGCAAAAUAUAAAACGGAAGAGACAGACGCUGACGCAAUCAAAUCACCUGGCGACACUAAGGAUGAGAAAGCAGUCAAAGAUGCAAAUGACUACAAUGGCGAUAGAAAUAUUUUCAUAUCCCCCAAAUCAGAGUGCCAAAGAGGAGAGGACGAGAAAAAAGAGACAGGAGAUGGAGAGGGUGCUAGGAAUGUGCUUGUUAACUCAUUUGUUGAUGUUGUAGAAGAAACCAGGUCAGAUUAUGCUGAAUCAGAUACGAGUGCGAAACAUGGGGACAACUCAAUCGAGAAGGGAAACCAAGAUGUUGCUGACCAUCCAGCAGUAGAGGAAAAAACUGAAGAACUAGAAGUUGAAGAAAAACAUGAAAAACCAAUUAUUGAAGAGAAAACUAAAGAACCAAUAGUUACGGAGAAACAUGCAGAACCAGCGGUUGAAGAAAAACCUGAAGAACCAGCAGUUGAAGUAAAAACUGAAGAACCAGUUGUGCAAGAGAAACCUGAAGAAACAGAGGUUCAGGAGAAAUUUGAAAAAACAGAGGUUGAAGAGAAGCCCGAAGAACUAGUGGUUGAAGAAACAUCAAAAGAACCAACACGAGAAAAAACAUCCGAAGAGUUAGAAUUUGAAGAAAAACCUGAGAAGGUAACUUUCUUGGAAAAGAAAAUACAAGUUGUAGACUCAAACGACAAAAGUGAGAAUGAACUUCCAUGCAAUACCAACAAUGAUGCUGCUAACUUUGCAGAAUUUGAGGAACCAGCAGUUGAAGAAAAACCUGAAAAACUAGAGAAACCUGAUUUACCAAUGGUUAGGGAGAAACGUGAAGAACCAAAGGUUGAGGAAAAAUCUGAAGAAUCAUUUGAGGAGAAAACUCGAAAACCAGAGGCUGGAGAGAAACCUGAAGAACCAACAGCUAAAGAAACACCUGAAGAACUAGCAGAGGAGGAAAUGCCUGAAGAGCUAGCCCUUGAAGAGAAACCUAGAGAACCAACCGUUGAAGAGACACUUGAAGAACUAGAUGUUGAAGAGAAAGCUGAAAAGAAAGCAAUUGAAGAGGAGAAACCUGAAACGGAAGCUCUUCAGGAGAAUAAUUCACCAAUUGAAAAGUCAAAGAACAAGACAGACAAUGCAAUUCAAUGCAUUACCAACAAUGCUAUUGCCGAUUAUGAAUCAGUUGAGGAAAAAACUGAAGAACCAGCAAUUGAAGAGAGAUCUGAAGAGUCAGUGGUUAUGAAAAAACCUGAACAACCAGCAGUUGAAGAGAAAUCUGAAAAACCAGUAGCAAGAGAGGAACUUGAAGAACCAUCGAUUGAGGAGACACUAGAAGAACCAGCAGUUGAAGAUAAACCUGAAAAACCAGUAACUGAAGAAGCACCUGAAGAACCAACACAGGAAGAAACACCAAAUGAACAAGCAUUUGAAGAGAAACCUGAAAACCCAAUAACUGAAGAAACACCUGAAGAACCAACACAGGAACAAAAUGAACUAGCAUUUGAAGAGAAACCAGCAGUUGAAGAGGAGAAACCCAAAAAAGUAUCUCUUUUGGAAAAGAAAAUGCUAGUUGUAGACUCUAAGGACAACACUGAUAGUGAAAUUCCAUGCAAUACCAACAACGAUGCUGCUCACUAUCCAAAAACUGAGAAAAUAACCGAAGAACCAGCAGUUGAAGAAAAACCAGAAAACCCAGUUUUUGAAGAGAAACGUGAUGUAUCAGAGAUUAAAGAGAAACCUGAAGAACCAACGGUUGAGGAGAAACCUGAAGAACCAGCGGCUGAAAAGAAACCUAAGGAACCGACAGCGAAAGAAACACAUGAAGAGCUAGCAGGGGAGGAAACACAUGAAGAACUAGCAUUUGAAGAGAAACCUGAAGAACCAAUGGUUGAAGACAUACCUGAAAAACCAGCAGUAAUGGAGGAGGAGAAACCUUUAACAGAAGGGCUUCUGGAGAAGAAUUUGCCAAUUGUAGACUCAAAGGACAAGAUAGACGAUGCAAUUCCAUGCAAUACCACCAAUAAUGAUAUUGCUAACUAUGCAUCAGUUGAGGAAAAACCUAACGAACCAGUAGUUGGAAAAACACAUGAAGAAUUAGCAAUUGAAGAUAAAUCUGAAGAAUCAGUUGUUUCGGAGAAGCUUGAAGAACUAGUGGUUGAGAAAAAAACUGAACAACCGACAGUUGAAGAGAAACCUGAAAAACCAGCAGUUGGAGAGAAACAUGAAGAACCAGCCGUUGAAGAGGAGAAACCUGAAAAAACUAUGCUAAUUGUAGACUUGAACGACAAAACUGGUAGUGAAAUUCCAUGCAAUACCGGUAAUGAUGUUGCUCACUUUCCAGACAUUGAGGAAAAUCCUGAAGUGUCGGCAGUUGAAGAAAAAACUGAAGAAUCAGUCAUUGAACAGAAACCUGAUGUACCAGCAGUUAAGGAGAAACCUGAAGAACCAACAUUUGAGGAGAAAUCUGAAGUACUGGUUGAGGAGAAACCUCAAGAACCGGCGUCUAAAGAGAGACCUGAAGAAGCGGCAGCUAAAGAAACAGCUGAAGAGCUAGCAAAGGAGGAAGCACCUGAAGAACUAGCACUUGAAGAGACACCUGAAGAACUAGUUCUUGAAGAGAAAGAUGAAGAAACAGCUAUUGAAGAGGAGGAACUUGUUAGGAAAGCUCUUCAGGAGAAGAAAUUGCCGAUUGUAAACGCAGAGGACAAUACAGACAAUGCAAUUCCAUGCAAUACCAACAAUGACAUUGCUAACUAUGCAUUAGUUGAGGAAAAAACUGAAGAACCAGUAGUUGAAGAGAAAUCUGAAGAAUCAGCUAUUGAAGAGAAGUCUGAAGAAUCAAGGGUUUUGGAGAAACCAGAAGAACCAGAGGUUGAGAAAAUACCUAAACAGCCGACAAUUGAAGAGAAACCUGAAAACCCAACAGUUGGAGGAGAAAAGCUUGAAGAACCAUUGGUUGGAGAGACAACCAAAGAACCAACAAUUGAGGAGAAACCUGAAGGAACACCUAAGGAACUAUCAUUUGAAGAGAAACAUGACGAACCAACCGUUGAAGAGGAGAAACAUGAAAAGGUAACUCUUUCGGAAAAGGAUAUGCUAAUUGUAGACUCGAACACCAAAACUGGCAGUGAAAUUCCAUGCAAUACCAAUAAUGAUGUUGCUCACUCUCCAGACAUCGAGGAAAAUCCUGAAGAAUCGGCAGUUGAAAUAAAAAAUGAAGAACCAGUCAUUGAAGAGAAACCUGAUGUACCAGCAGUUGAGGAGAAACCUGAAGAACCAAAAUUUGAGGAGAAAUCUGAAGUACCAGCUGAGGAGAAACCUCAAGAACCGGCAACUGAAGAGAAACCUGAAAAACCAGCAGCUAUAGAAACAGCUGAAGAACUAGCACUUGAAGGGAAACCUGAAGAACUAACAGUUGAAGAUACAUCUGAAGGGCUAGUUGUUGAAGAGAAAGAUGAAAAACCAGCAAUUGAAGAGGAGGAACCUGAAACGGAAGCUCUUCAGGAGAAGAAUUUGCCAAUUGUAAACUCAAAGAACACAACAGACAAUGCAAUUCCAUGCAAUACCAACAAUGACAUUGCUGACUAUGCAUCAGUUGAGGAAAAUACUGAAGAACCAGAAGUUGAAGAGAUAUCUGAAGAAUCAGCUAUUGAAGAGAAAUCUGAAGAAUCAAGGGUUUUGGAGAAACCAGAAGAACCACCGGUUGAGAAAAUACCUGAACAACCGACAAUCGAAGAGAAACCUGAAACACCAACAGUGGGAGAAAAGCUUGAAGAACCAUCAGUUGAGGAGACGAUCAAAGAACCAAAAAUUGAGGAGAAACCUGAUAAACAAGUAACUGAAGAAACACCCAAGGAACUAGCAUUAGAAGAGAUACAUAAAGAGCCAGCAAUGAAAGAGGAGAAACCUGAAAAGGUAACUCUUUUGGAAAAGAAUAUGCUAAUUGUAGACUCGAACACCAAAACUGGCAGUGAAAUUCCAUGCAAUACCAAUAAUGAUGUUGCUCACUCUCCAGACAUUGAGGAAAAUUCUGAAGAACCGGCAGUUGAAAUAAAAAAUGAAGAACUAGUCAUUGAAGAGAAACCUGAUGUACCAGCAGUUGAGGAGAAACCAACAUUUGAGGAGAAAUCUGAAGUACCAGCUGAGGAGAAACCUCAAGAACCAGAGACUGAAGAGAAACCUCAAGAACCGGCAGCAAUAGAAACACCUGAAGAACUAGCACUUGAAGAGAAACCUGAAGAACCAACGGUUGAAGAUACAUCUGAAGAGCUAGUUGUUGAAGAGAAAGUUGAAAAAACAGCAAUUGAAGAGGAGGAACCUGAAAUGGAAGCUCUUAAGGAGAAGAAUUUUCCAAUUGUAAACUCAAAGAACACAAUAGACAAUGCAAUUCCAUGCAAUACCAACAAUGACAUUGCUGACUAUGCAUCAGUUGAGGAAAAAACUGAAGAAGCAAUAGUUGAAGAGAUAUCUGAAGAAUCAGCAAUUGAAGAAAAAUCUGAAGAAUCAAGGGUUUCGGGGAAACCAGAAGAACCAGCGGUUGAGAAAAUACCUGAACAACCGACAGUUGAAGAGAAACCUGAAAAACCAACCGUGGGAGAAAAGCUUGAAGUACCAUCAGUUGAGGAGACAAUCAAAGAACCAAAAAUUGAGGAGAAACCUGAAAAACAAGUAAUUGAAGAAACACCUAAGGAACUAGCAUUUGAAGAGAUACAUGAAGAACCAGCCAUGGAAGAGGAGAAACCUGAAAAGGUAACUCUUUUGGAAAAGAAUAUGCUAAUUGUAGACUCGAACGAAAAAACUGGCAGUGAAAUCCCAUGCAAUACCAAUAAUGAUGUUGCACACUCUCCAGACAGUGAGGAAAAUCCUGAAGAAUCGGCAGUUGAAGAAAAAACUGAAGAACCACUCAUUGAAGAGAAACCUGGUGUACCAGCUAUUAAGGAGAAACCUGAAGAACCAACAUUUGAGGAGAAAUCUGAAGUACCAGUUGAGGAGAAACCUGAACUAGAGAUUACAGAGAAACCUGAAGAACCGGCGACUAUAGAAACACCUGAAGAGCUUGCAGGGGAGGAAACACCUGAAGAACUAGCUCUUGAAGAGAAACCUGAAGAACCAACAGUUGAAGACACAUCUGAAGAACUAGUUGUUGAAAAGAAAGAUGAAAAACCAGCAAUUGAAGAGGAAGAACCUGAAACAGAAGCUCUUCAGGAGAAGGACAAGACAGACAAUGCAAUUCCAUGCAAUACCAACGACAUUGCUGACUAUGCAUCAGUUGAGGAAAAAACUGAAGAGCCAGUAGUUGAAAAAAAACAUGAAGAACAAGCAAUUGAAGAGAAAUCAGAAGAAACAGCAGUUUCAGAGAAGCCAGAAGAACCAGUGGAUGAGAAAAAACCUGAACCACCGGCAAUUGAAGAGAAACCUAAAGAAACAACAAUGGAAGAGAAGCUUGAAGAACCAUUGGUUGAGGAGACAAUUGAGGAGAAAGCUGCAAAACCAAUAACUGAAGAAGCACCUGAAGAACCAAAACGGGAAGAAACACCUAACGAACUAUUAUUUGAAGAGAAACCAGCACUUGAAGAGGAGACAUCCAAAAAGAAUAUGCUAGUUGUAGACUCAAACGACAAAACUGGCAGUGAAACUCCAUGCAAUACCAAUAAUGAUGUUGCUCACCCUCCACAAGUUGAGGAAAAUCUUGAAGAGUCAGUAGUUGAAGAAAAACCUGAAGAACCAACUAUUGAAGAGAAACUUGAUGUACCAGCGGUUAAGGAGAAACCUGAAGAACCAGUGGUUGAGGAGGAACCUCAAGAACCAGCGGCUGAAGAAACACCUGAAGAGCUAGAAGGGGAGGAAACACCUGAAGAAUUAGCACUUGAAGAGAAAACUGAAGAACCAACGGUUGAAAAGACACCUAAAGAACUAAUUGUUGAAGAGGAGAAACCUGAAACAGAAGCUCUUCUAGAGAAGAAUUUUCCAAUGGAAGACCCAAAGGACAAGAUAGAUAAUGCAAUUCCUUGCAAUACCAACAAUGAUAUUGCUGACUAUGAAUCAGUCGAGGAAAAACCUCAAGAACUAGUAGUUGAAAAAGAUAAUGAUGAAACAAUGAUUGAAGAAAAAUCUGAAGUAUUGGCUGUUAUGGAGAAGCCUGAAGAACCAGCGGUUGAGAAAAAACUUGAAGAACUGGCAGUUGAAGAAGAACGUGAAAAACCAACUGUGGAGGAGAAAUUUGAAGAACCAUUGGCAGAGGAGAAACUUGAAGAACCAAAGGUUGAAGAGAAACCUGAAAAGACAAUAACUGAAGAGACACCCAAAGAAUCAACACGGGAAGAAACACCUAAUGAACUAGCAUGUGAAGAAAAACCUGAAGAGCCAGCAGUUGAAGAGGUGAAACCUGAAGAACCAACAGGUGAAGAGGAGAAACCAGAAAAGGUAACUCUUUUGGAUAAGAAUUUGCUAGUUGCAGACUCGAAGGAAAAAACUGACAAUAAAAUUCCCUGCAAUACUAGCAACAAUGCUGCUCACUUUCUAGAAGAUGAGAAAAACCCUGAAAAACCAGCAGCUGUGGAAAAACCGGUUAUUGAAGAGAAACUUGAUAUACCAGCAAUUAUGGAGAAACCUGAAGAACCAACAAUUGAGGAGAAAUCUGAAGAACCAGUUGAGGAGAAACCUAAAGAACCAACUGUUGAAGAGAAACUUGAAGAACCAACAACUAAAGAAACACCUGAAGAGCUAGCAGGGGAGGAAACACCUGAACUACCACUUGAAGAGAAACCUGAAGAACCAAUGGUUGAAGAGACCUCUGAAGAGAUAGCUGUUGAAGAGAAACAUGACAAACCAGCAAUUGAAGAGGAGAAACCAGAAAUGGAAACUCUCCUAGAGAAGAAUAUGCCAAUUGUAGACUCAAAGGACAAGAUUGACAGUGAAAUUCUAGGCAAUUCAAACAACGAUGUUGCUUACUAUCCAACAGUUGAAGAUAAAGCUGAAGUACAGGUAGUUAAAGAAAAACAUGAAAAACAAGUGAUUGAAGAGAAACGUGAAGAACCAGCGGUUAAUGAAAAAACUGAUGAACCAGCAGUGACAGAGAAACCUGAAGAACCGGCUGUGGAAAAAAAAACUGAAGAACAAGUUUUCGAGGAGAAACUUGAAGAACCAACAGUUGAAGAGAAAUCUGAAGAACCUGUAGUUGAAGAAACACCUGAAGAUCUAGCAGAUGAAAAGAACCUUGAAAAACUAGUAAUCGAAGAGAAACCUGAAAAGGUAACUUUGUUGGAAGAGGAUAUGUCAGCUAUAGAUUCAAAAGGGAAGACUGACACUGAAACUCCAUGCAUUACCAACAUUGAUGUUGCUGACUAUCCAGCAGUUGAGGAAAAAACUGAAGAACCAAUGGUUGAGGAAAAACAUGAGGAACCAAUUGUUGAGGAUAAACCUGAAGAACCAGUAAUAAAUGAGAAACUUCAAAAAUUGGCAAUUGAAGAAACACUUGUAGAGCAAGCAAGAGCGGAAACACCUGAAGACCUAAUAGUUGAAGAGAAUCCCAACAAACCAGCAGUUGAAGAGACACCGGAAGAACUAGCUAUUGAACAGAAAUCUGAAAAACAAGCAGUUGAAACGGUGACUCUCUUGGAAAAGAAUAUGCCAGAUACGGACUCAAGUCACUCAACAGACAAGAUUAAUGGUGAAAUUCUGUGCAACGACAACAGUGAUGUUUCUGACUAUCCAGCUGUUGAGGAAAAACAUGAAGAAACAGUAAUAGAAAAAAAAUAUGAGGAACCUGCACUGAAAGAGAAACCUAAAGAACCAGUUGUAUCGGAGAAAUUCGAAGAACUAAUGGUUGAGGAAACACCUGAAAAAUUAGUAGUUGAAGAGAAGCUUGACGAACCAGUUGCAGGGGAAGAAACAGUUGAUAAACCAGCACGGGAAGAAACACCUGACAAACAAGUAGCUGAAGAGAAACAUGAAGAAGUAGUUGUUGAAGAGAAACUAGAGAAAGCAGCAGCUGAAAAGGUAACGCCCCUCGAAAAGCAGAAUAAGCAUGUUGUGGACUCAAAUGAUAAGACUGGCAAUGAAAUUUCAUGCAAUACCAACAAUGAUUUUGCUGAAAUUGAGGAAAAACCCGAAGAUUCAGCAGUUGAAGAGAAACUCAAGGAAUCGACAGUUGAAGAGAAACGGGAAGAAUUUGACAUCGAGGAGAAACCCGAAGAACCAAAAAUUGAGGAGAAACUCGAAGAACCAGAGAAACCUGACAAACCAGCAGUUGAAGGGACACCUGAACAACUAGUUGACGAGAAACCUCAAGAAAUUUCAUGCAAUACCAUUGAAGUUGAGGAAACGCCUGAAGAUUCAGCAGUUGAAGAGAAACCAGUGGAACCGACAGUUGAACAGAAACCAGAAGAACCAGUUGUUAGGGAGAAACUUGAAGAAUCAAAAGUUGAGGAGAAACCCAAAGAACCAGCGGUUGAGGAGAAAUCCGACGAACCAGUGAUUGAAGGGACACUAGAAGAACCUGUGGCGAAAGAAACACCUGAACAACCAAUGAUUGAAGAGAAACCUCAAGAACCAGAAGUUCAAGAGAAACCAAAAGAACCAACAGUUCAAGAGAAACUUGAAGAACCAACAAUUGAUGAAAAACCUGAAGAACUAGCAGUUGAAGGAAAACCUGAAGAACCAGCAGUUGAAGUAACACCCAAACCAAAAAGUGAAGAGAAACCCCAAGAAUCAGUGAUUGAGGAGCAAUCUCAAGAACCAGAGGUGAAAGAAACACCUGAAGAACCAGUGGUUAAAGAGACACGUGAAGAGCUAGCAGUUGAAAAGAAACCUGAAGAACUAGCAACUGAAGAACAAGUAGUUGACCAAAAACUUGAGGAACCAACAGUUGAGGUGAAACCUGAAGAAGCUACAGUUGAUGAAAAACAUGAAGAACCAUCAGUUGAGGAGAAACCUGAGGAAUCAGCAGUUGAGAACUUUGAAGAACCAACAGUUAAUGAGAUACCUGAAGAACUAGCAGGUAAAGAGAAACUUGAAGAACCAAUAAUUGAAGAGAAACCUAAAGAACCACCAAUUGAAGAACCCAAAAAACAAAACAGGGAAGAGACAGAAGCUGCCACUGAAAGAAUUGAUGAAUCUGAAACACAUAAUGUAGAGAAAGAAGAAGCUUUGAUUGGAAAACAGGCAGAACGGUUUGUCAAAGAAACAGCACAACCUUGCAAAGAAGUUGAAACUGAGAUAAAAGAACUUAAAGAUAUCAAUGCUGGUGAUGAGUCAAACAAUAAUGCCCUACAAAAAGAAGAAACGACUCUAGAUGAACUUCUAACAUCCGCCAAAGAAGAGAUGGCGGCAAAUAACUUUGAAGAAAGCAAAGUGGUUUCAGAAAUCCCCAAUCAAGAGAAUGGUCAGCAAGCCAAUCUAACCACAGAAGAGGCUAAUGACUCCCAUGGAGCAGAGAACGUAACUGAACUUUCUUCAGAAGAAAUGAGGGUGGAGGACUGUACUAACAAGGUUGAAAGCUCUGAUUUCGGGUUCCAAAAUCAUAAUAAGUACACCCCAGAUGCAGAUAAGCUUGAGCUACAAAACAGAGAAAUAGAUAUUAGCUAUAGUCUCGAUACUCCGGUUGAAAAAGAAACAAAUGGAAGAAACAGUGAAAAGAUAUCUGAAUCCACAGAAGAACUUAUCCAUCAGACAUCUGAAAUUUCUGAAGAAAACAAAGCAGCAGUAGAUACAGACACCAAUACGUUACAAAGCUGUGCAGAUCCACAUGAACAACUGAAGCAUCAGUUAGCUGAGCUACGCGAAGAGAAACAGGCAGGAGGAAUAGCAGACACCAAUACUUUACAAAGGUCUGCAGACCAUGAGGAGCCUUACAGUGUACCUGCUCAGGAGAUCAUUGACAAAUCAGAAACAGAGGAUAUUUCUUGUGCGGAUUGCCUUGAAGAAGAAAAUAGCCUCAGAACCAACCAAGAUAAGUUAAAAGAGGGAGAAAAUUCAGAAGUGAAGACAGAUGAAAAUUUUGACAAGGGAGAUGAAUUCCAAAGCAUAAUGAUGUUGAAAGGAGUUGAAAAGGAUGAUUACAAGCAGCAUAUAAAACACAACACAUGUGCAGUCAUGGAUACAGAAGAGAAGAAUGAAGAUUCACCUGCUGGAGAACAAACAUCCGAAAAGCUAGAAGAACUGGAGAAAAUUGAUAUUGAUGACAAUAACAAUAUUAAUCAUCAAAGUACUGAGACAAACCUCCCAGAAGAGGCCACAGAAUCAAAGAGUGAAUGUGUUACGAUGGAAAUCAAGACUCCAAUCAAAGAGGAGGAACAAGAAGAAGAUUUAAGAGAGACCACCAGCGAAGAUUCCUCAAACAACAACACAACACAGGUGCAAAAAGAGGAGGAAACAACAAUAAGUGAACCCGAAAGAGUAAGUUUGGAACCUUUUGGAUCAGAACGAAAAACAGCAGCAAGUUCCGGAGAGAUGAUAACAUGCAACGAAACAAACAAAAUACAUGAAGUAAGAGUUGAAAAUGCUCCAGGUGCCCAAGUAGGACGUGUACCAGAGGAAAAGACAAGGGGCGAACAGGAAAAAGUAACCGAACAUUUCACAUCAUUGAAAUCUGUUACGGUUUCGGAAAAGGAGAUAGCGAUGGAUAACAUGGUGAGCAAUGAGAGCAAUACAACUAAGCAGAUACACGAGCAAGCAGCAUAUCCUCUACUUACAUUGGAAAGGGAGGAAACUAUUCCAACAAGCAGCACUGAUGCCAAUGGUACUCCCAAAGACAGCAUUACCCCACAUAUGGAACUGGGUGCAGAGGCCAAAAAUAUCCAGUACAUGCAGGAAAAAUGCAAAACUUCUGAAACAGAACAACAUCAGGAAAAUUAUGAAAACAAGAAAGAAGUUGAAUGUGAUUCAAAAGAAGUACCAGAGGAAUCCAUAUCGAGAGAGACACAAGCUAAGGCCGCACUAUCUGACCUUGUGCAUGUAUCAACAAAAGAGACAUCAAAAAUUGAGGAAGACUUUGCUGAAGAAAGAGAAGGCAACGACAGAGAAGAGGAAGGAAUUCAAAAAAAAAGAGAAGUGUCAAGUUCUGAAGAUCCAGUGAUCGUAGAAAUCUCCAGAGAUGCUGAUAUCAAAGUUCCUCCCAAAAAACAUCAGAACAUAUUGUCAGGAGUCGGAUCAAAAGUCAAGCACUCAAUUGCAAAGGUGAAGAAAGCCAUCACUGGUAAGUCCUCUCAGACCAAGCCAUCAUCACCAAAGUAAGGCGGAGAAAAAAGAUCAAAACUUCACAUUAUUCGAAGUUGUAAGUACUCAAGAAAAACAAAGUGAAAAGCUUUUCAGCUACUCUAGUUUUUAAUAAAGUAGAAAAGUUUGUUCAGAAUGUGUAAUCUUAUUGUAUUAGGAGUUCCAUAAUUAUUGGAUACAUGCUAGCAACUUCUCAGCGACAACUCAAUAACAUCAACCAGUUCCACCA
Molecule: messenger RNA, 12099 nt
Organism: Solanum tuberosum (potato)
Lineage: Eukaryota; Viridiplantae; Streptophyta; Magnoliopsida; Solanales; Solanaceae
Product: titin
Exons: 27
Coding region: 207-11888 (3893 amino acids)
Source: RefSeq, a predicted model, not a curated record